Messenger RNA from Opisthorchis viverrini, 2960 nucleotides. RefSeq lists its product as hypothetical. The transcript has 11 exons. Gene Ontology annotation, cellular component: ribonuclease MRP complex; nucleolar ribonuclease P complex. Gene Ontology annotation, biological process: tRNA 5'-leader removal. The coding region runs from base 43 to 2934 and encodes 963 amino acids. The record is from RefSeq and is a predicted model, not a curated record. Lineage: Eukaryota; Metazoa; Platyhelminthes; Trematoda; Opisthorchiida; Opisthorchiidae.
UUAUAAUGACUAAAAGGCAUUACUUUUUUUAGCCCAGCUCCAAUGUCUACCAGAGAACUUGUCGAUGAAACACGCAGCGAUUACAGCUGUUUCAACGUUGUUCAUCUGGCAACUGCGCGUGCCGCUGAACUGGCUGCAUUUGAGGCCGAGGUCAAUGUGACUACAGCCCAUGCAAUUACUUGUUUACAGCGAUUGCCUGUGCGUCUUCGUCGACGAGCUGCAAGUCAUCGCGUCAAUCGGCUACCCCGGAGGCUGCAUCGACACUUUCAACAACCACUCAACAACAACAAAGGACAAUUGGUUGCUGCUCAACCUAAACGUGCCAAGUUGAAAAGUCGUCGAUAUCGACGACGACAUUUGCGGUUGCUGGCUAUGGCUACUCGAAUUGCCGCAACAUCGUCAAGCUAUAGUGAAUUGAGCUCUAAUCGGAAGACGUUAUGGUUGCCCACCCACCUCUGGCAUGCCAAAAGGUAUCAUAUGAUCAAUAUCUGGGGGUGGCGUCUACCUCAGGCUCCGAAUGAUAAGAUAUUUAAGGCCUGUCAGGAUGCAGCUUUGAAUGGUUGCCUGGUUUUCGACUUGAGCUUCUGGAACUGUUUCGAACUCAUUGGUACGGAACUGGCACUAGCGAGUUGCUUGAAGAGCGUAUCGCGAAUUUGUCCCACAUUCACCCAAUGCCCUGUGCCCCUCAGCACCAACGGAACACCGGACCUUCCCUGUGAGCAGCCAGGAUUACUGUUCGCUGAUGUCCAGGCAGAAGAUAUCCUGAAUAUCACCCGACCAGUCCUGGGGCCAGUACGCAUUUUAUGGGGUCCGCGGAAUGAACCUCACGAAGGCCAUCGCCGUGUGUACUUAUGGAACCAUCCAGAAAUAUCUGCAGAUGCGUGGCAGUUGUUUGUCACUUGUUCACAAACUGAAGGAAUCUGUGUACGCAAUCUAACUGGUCGAGUUUCGCGCCUUUGUACACUGGGACGUCAGUCGCACCAGUUGUUAGCUGACGUGUUUUCCCCUCAAAAUCCGGACUCUGGAGUUGGUGACUGGAAGCUAUGGGAGGAACUAACGAAGAGGGCCCGGCAGGCCAGUUGCAUGCCCCUGGGUGCUGUUUUAUUCUUGUUUAACUGCAAGGAAUUUCGAGAGAAUCGUCCCGCACUGAAAACUCGUGACCGAGAUUGGAUCUUGGCACCAGCAGGCUCGCAGGAUCAGGCAUCCGAGACAACACAUCGGACUCCUAGUGGAGCUCGACUGUCGUGGUCGGAAUUUUCUUACAUUGGAUCAACCAAACCCGGCAACUUUUCGGACUUUUUUACUGACACAGGAACAGCUGAAGUAAGUGAUUCUUCCGUUCUUCUCUUUCCUGCAUCAUCCAACUCAGAGGGUGUGAACGUGAUCCUCGUGCAAAACGCAACUCCGUCAAUUUUAACCAACAAUCCACAUUCAGUUGGAUGGGACGUUAUUUUGAUCCGAUCUCGGGUGAUGGACCAUUCAGCUGAAGUUCCGAACCUUCGGGAAGCAUUAUCUGUCCGGGAUCUUCUCAUUGCUUGCGUCUACCGUGGAGCCGAAGUCGGUGGUCUCAGGGAAUGGCAGUAUUGGUCUACUGUUCAGACCCAGGGAAAUGGCUGGUUAGCCUCAUAUCCCUACUUUCUAUGGCCCGAUACGCCCGGCGGUCGAAAGUCCGAUGAAGAGAUGUCCAAGGAGCGACAACAGGUUUUCAGUCCCGCACUGAAAACUCGUGACCGAGAUUGGAUCUUGGCACCAGCAGGCUCGCAGGAUCAGGCAUCCGAGACAACACAUCGGACUCCUAGUGGAGCUCGACUGUCGUGGUCGGAAUUUUCUUACAUUGGAUCAACCAAACCCGGCAACUUUUCGGACUUUUUUACUGACACAGGAACAGCUGAAUCAUCCAACUCAGAGGGUGUGAACGUGAUCCUCGUGCAAAACGCAACUCCGUCAAUUUUAACCAACAAUCCACAUUCAGUUGGAUGGGACGUUAUUUUGAUCCGAUCUCGGGCGAUGGACCAUUCAGCUGAAGUUCCGAACCUUCGGGAAGCAUUAUCUGUCCGGGAUCUUCUCAUUGCUUGCGUCUACCGUGGAGCCGAAGUCGGUGGUCUCAGGGAAUGGCAGUAUUGGUCUACUGUUCAGACCCAGGGAAAUGGCUGGUUAGCCUCAUAUCCCUACUUUCUAUGGCCCGAUACGCCCGGCGGUCGAAAGUCCGAUGAAGAGAUGUCCAAGGAGCGACAACAGGUUUUCAGAAUCAUAUUCCUACGUUUUAUUCACGAAUACUACCCAGAAGCCGAAUCAAUCCAACUGCCACUGCACCGCCAUGCCAUGCACGCAUCGACCUUUCUCCGUUUCAGCCGCCGUCCUCCAAACCUUCGCCCAGACUACAGACGGCUGGGGACGCCGAAUCCGUUUCAUACACCCUGGAACGAACUAAUAAGAGACAACCUGUCCUCUAGUCAUGUAGACACCAAAUGUACCUGCUUUGUUCUCCGUGAUCCCUGUUUUCUGCGUUUGGUUGUACAACGGAUGAUCUCCGGAGACCCCCGGGCGCGACUAACACUGGAUCAGCUGGUCAGCCAUCACCCCAAUCUUCCCUAUGCGUUGGUCCCGGUUCAAGUUGAUGCUAUUGGACGAGGAAUUCCAAAACCAUGUGCAACACUCUACUGUCCCAUUGACGAACAAGACUUCCUGGACGUGUCAAAGGCAGAUCACGCGGAGAAACAAGAAUCUCCUAAGGUUACCCGCUCUGUUCUUGGCUAUGUUGUAACAGGAGGCUUCAACCAUAGUUUGGGACGGGCAACCGGCUUGGCAUUCAUCAGCUUGGCCGCAGUAGUUCGAACCAUCCAUUCGACAAACCUUCAUGGAUUAACGCGAAUCCUCAUGAAGAACACGCGUACUGUUCGGUUGAGGCCCGUGCGUAUUUCAGUGCUUCUGUGAAUCUGCUUAUACAUAAUACACAACAC